Messenger RNA from Chenopodium quinoa (quinoa), 3072 nucleotides. RefSeq names its product two-component response regulator-like PRR73. Gene Ontology annotation, biological process: cytokinin-activated signaling pathway; phosphorelay signal transduction system. NCBI's taxonomy places the organism in Eukaryota, Viridiplantae, Streptophyta, Magnoliopsida, Caryophyllales, Amaranthaceae. The record is from RefSeq and is a predicted model, not a curated record. The coding region runs from base 454 to 2715 and encodes 753 amino acids. The transcript is spliced from 10 exons. Gene Ontology annotation, molecular function: protein binding.
UGGUAGUAUACUGCUCUUUCUUUUACAGGACACCCAUUCAUUCAUUAUUAUAAAUAUUCAAAAAGAAAUAUAUAUAAAAAAAAUCGAGUCUAGUUCAAGUUCGAAUUUUUAUUAUAAAGAUUAAACUUUGGGGACAUUUUUUUUUUCUUGGGUAUUUUCCAAACAAGUAAGUAUAAUUUCUCCUCUAUUUUAUUAUUUUAUUAUAUCACUUUAGCUGUCUGAAAAUUGUAAAAAGAGCGAAGAACAAGAACCCUAAACUGAGUUUGUAGGUAUGGAUUCAUCUUGCUGAGCUGAGCUUAACAGGGGUUUUUAGAUGGGGUAAUUAAAGGGAUUUUCGUAUGUCGAAGGUGUGUUCUGUUCGAAGAUGCAGGGGUUAUUUUAUAAACAUGUUGGAUUAAAGUUGGAGAAUGGAUUCUUUUGCAUAAUUGUAAUUGAUCAUUUUGAGUCUGGUUGAUGAGGUUCAUUCACAAAAAUGAAAAUGGUUACGGCGGAGUUAAGGUGGUGGCAGAGCUUAAUCAAUAUAAAGAAGCUGAGAAAAGAGAAGGUAGGGGUGGGGUUGCAGGUGAAGGGCAGGGGCUUUCCGAGGAGGAUGAAUUGAGAAUUAUUGAUGAUGGUGAGGAUGCAAACAGCAGGCGUUCUGUGAGUUCUGUUCAGCUUCCUGUGGUGACUCACAGGUCUCAAUCACAAGUUCAAGGGCGAGUUCGUUGGGACAAGUUUCUUCCUGUUGGUAACCCCAAGGUUUUGCUUGUAGAAAGUGAUGACUCAACUCGUCAUGUUGUUACUGCUUUGCUACGGAACUGUAGCUAUGAGGUCACAGCGGUGUCAAGUGGUAUAGAAGCUUGGAAAAUCUUAGAAGAUUUAAACAAUCAGAUUGACCUAGUCUUGACUGAGGUUGUCACGUCUGGACUAUCCGGUAUUGGUCUUCUGUCCAAGAUUAUGAGUCACACAAGCUGCCAUAAUACGCCAGUUAUUAUGAUGUCAUCUCUUGAUUCAAUGGGUCUAGUCGUUAGAUGUUUGUCCAAGGGUGCUGCUGACUUUCUGAUGAAGCCGAUAAGGAAAAAUGAACUUAAAAACCUUUGGCAGCAUAUAUGGAGGAGGUGUCACUAUUCUAGUGGUAGUGGGGGUGAAAGCUUCAUCCGGAAUGAAAAAUCUAUAGGAGCCAAAUGGGCCGAAGAGUCGAACGAUGACACUGGCAGUGAUGAUGAAGAGGACAACAGAAGUAUUGGCUUACAAGCUAGAAAUGGAAGCGACAAUGGGAGUGGUACUCAGAGUUCAUGGACAAAAAGGGCUGCAGAAGUUGACAGCCCCCAACGGCCAUCAGCUUGGGACCAAGGAACUGAUCCACCUGAUAGCACUUGUGCUCAGGUUAUUUAUCCAAUGCCUGAGGCAUAUGCCAGCAGCUGGAUGCCUGGAGCCAUGCAAGAGCAUGAUGGACAGGAUAAUCAACUUGACAAUGUCCCGAUGGGAAAAGACUUGGAGAUUGGUGUGCCUAGAAAUACAGAUUCUUCGCUUAAUGGACCAAACAGAAAGUUGACCCUAUCAACUGCUGCUGAGAAAUUCCAAACUUCACAGCUAGACCUGAACCUGAAAAAUGAUGGUCAGAAUUUUGAUGAGGAAAAUCUAGAGAUAAACAAUGAAAAUCCUAAAGGUGAACGAAAUACUCAGGCUAUGAACUUGCCUGGAGAAGCCAUCAGCAAUGAAGAACAUCUUGAUGGAAAUUUAGUAUCUGAUGCACCACCUGUUCUUUCUGAAACAUCCAAAAACAAAGACAAAGUCAUGAACUAUGAUGAGGACUUGCCUUCCCUUGAGCUCAGUCUGAAGAGGGUGGGUGAUGUUGCAGACGCAAGUACUAAUGUCUUGGACCAGAAUAUCCUCAGGCAAUCACAGCUUUCAGCCUUCACCAGGUACAAUACAGGCUCAACUGGUAACCAGGGUCAAACUGGUAAUGUUGGUAGUUGCUCUCCACCAAAUAACAGUUCAGAAGCAGCAAAGCAAUCCAAUUCUGACCCUCCUAACCAAAUUUCGAAUAGCAGCAGUAACAAUAACAACAUGGGCUCUACUACUAAUAGAUCUUUCACAAAACCUGUUAUGACCACUGAUAAAACACCUGCAAAAUCAACAGUCCAUGGUUCUCAACAAUCAUCUGUGUUUCAGCCAGUGCAAAGUGGUAAGACCACUGGUGGACCAUUAAAUACUGCUCUGCUGCAAGAAAAUGAGAUGAGUGAUCAGCAACUCAAGAACCAACACCACCAUGACUAUCAUCAUCAUCAUAAUUUUCAUAGUGUACAGCAACUACAGAAGGUUCCACCUCAAGAUGAUACGUCGAAAAGCACCCUACAAUGUGGGUCCUCCUCAAACGCUUCUAGAGUGCCAACUGAAGCAAAUGUUACCAAUGGCAGUUUAAAUGGGAGUGCCAGCGGAAGUAAUCAUGGGAGUAAUGGAAGUAGUGCUGUUGUAAAUGCUGAAGGGUCGAACAAGGUCAAUGAUAGUGGGAUAACUGCAAAGGAUGGUGUUGAUAAUGGAAGUGGUAGUGGUAGUGGAAGUGGUAGUGGUGUUGGUGUAGAUCAAAACCGAUCAGCACAACGAGAAGCUGCCUGGAACAAAUUUCGAUUGAAGCGUAAAGAAAGAUGCUUUGACAAAAAGGUGCGAUAUCAAAGUCGAAAGAAGUUGGCAGAUGAAAGACCCCGUGUUCGUGGACAGUUUGUGCGCCAAUAGCGAGAAACCAAAGGAAAGUUUGCUGAGAGCUAACACGACUCAUUACAGAAGCCGCAGGCGAGAUCAUUUAUGCCCAUAUUAGUGUUAGCUGUCCAGAUAUGUAAAAGAUUUCAAUUUGCCCUUUUUUCUUUUUUCUUUUCUUUUCUUUCCUUUUUUUUUUUUUAAAUCACGACUGCAUGAGGUGCGAAAUACUGUCAAACCUCAUUGAUUCUGUAUCGUCUAGACUGUAGGAAGACAUGUUUUCCUUUGUGUUUUCAUGGUUCCUAUUUUGAGCUGUGUUCACUACUGUUAAACAUGGUAGCCCCCAGGGUUGCCUCUGGAAAUAAGCUUCUCCUUAAAGGUGUGCUGCUUUAACUA